This is a messenger RNA of Culicoides brevitarsis, 1470 nucleotides long. RefSeq names its product battenin-like. The record is from RefSeq and is a predicted model, not a curated record. The coding region runs from base 60 to 1301 and encodes 413 amino acids. Gene Ontology annotation, biological process: regulation of intracellular pH; lysosome organization. Gene Ontology annotation, cellular component: membrane; lysosome. Lineage: Eukaryota; Metazoa; Arthropoda; Insecta; Diptera; Ceratopogonidae. The transcript is spliced from 4 exons.
CGUGUAAACAUCUUAAAAUGUCUUUUUAAAUUUAAAAUUAUUUCGAAUUUUCAUAAAAAAUGUCUGAAACAGCAAGUUACACUUCAAACUCAAGCAAAAAAGGAUUAUGGCGCGACUUGAGUGCUUAUUGGAUCCUCGGAUUGUGCAAUAAUUUCGGAUAUGUCGUGAUGCUGACAGCUGCUCAUGAUAUUAUUCAUGAUUUAUCUGAGGGAGAAAAUGGACCACAAACUGAUCCAGAUUUCAAACGUGAAUGCAAUAAAUUGUCAACAGGAGCAAUUUUGUUAGCGGAUAUCGUUCCUGCUUUGUGUGUGAAGUUAUUUGCUCCAUUUUUACCUUUUUUCAUUUAUAUUCGAAUGACUUUUGUUGUACUUUUGUCAAUUGUCUCACUUCUUCUCGUCGCUUAUGCAAAAGUUGUUUGGAUCGCCUUAUUUGGAGUUAUUUUGACAAGUCUCAGUGCCGGAUUGGGAGAAGUCACGUUACUCAGUUACACAAGUCGAUUUAACAAAAAUACAGUUUCAACUUGGAGCUCGGGAACAGGAGGCGCCGGAGUUUUUGCUUCGUUAUCUUACUCAACGAUGCGUCAAGCGGGUCUCAGUACGAAAACUUCUCUUCUCAUCAUGCUUUGUGUUCCCGUUGUACAAAGCUUAGUUUUUAUUUUUCUCCUGAAACAUCCGUCUUCUGAUAAAAAUUACACAAUUUCGUUGGAAAAAAUUAAAAAUCUCAACCAAAGUACUGAAGACAUCACAGAAAACGACGCAAACAAGCCUCUUAUUGGAUUUUCAGAAAAAUUACGUUACAUUCCAUCGCUUUUCAAAUACAUCAUUCCCCUGUUUUUGGUCAACAUUUUCGAAUAUGUCAUCAAUCAAGGCUUUUUUGAGCUAAUUUACUUUGAAAAUUCAUUCUUGGAUCACAAAGCGCAAUAUCGUUGGUACCAAGUAACCCAUAAUGUUGGUAUUUUCAUUGCCCGAAGCUCCGUUAAUUUGUUCCGUGUUCGAUGGUUGUGGCUUAUGGCAAUUUUUCAAGGCAUCGAUGUACUUUUAUUUUCACUCGAAGCUGUUUUCUGGCUUUCACCGAGCAUUUGGAUCGUAUUUGCUCUUACUUUUUGGGAGGGACUGCUCGGAGGUUGUGCGUAUGUCAAUACUUUUUAUCGAAUUUCAGAAGAAGUUCCAGCAGCAAAACGAAUUUUUGCCAUUAGUAUCACGGCGUUUUCAAAAACUGCGGGAAUUGCAUCAGCUGGAUGGAUUGCAAUGCCAACACAUAAUGCAAUUUGUAAAAUUCCGACACCUAAUCGAGGGUUUUAAUACUAAAAUUGAAUUAUUUUAUUAAUUUUAAAUCAAAAAACUAAUUUUUGUUUAUAUUCUUAUCAAAUUUAAGUCUUAUCAUAAAAAAUCUGAUUGUAAAGAUAAAUUAUUACAACUAUGUAGGUAAGUAAGUUAGAUAAUAAUUAUUAGAUAAACAAAAUAGGCAAAA